AAUAAAUAACUAAUUUGGUUCAGAAAAUCCAACCAAAUAAUCGCUCUCGUUGAACUCAGCUCAAGCCGUCUGGGAAAUCCGAUCGCCAAUUGCCGAACGAAGAUAAAGCCCUGCGCUGCUUUUUCUUUUUCUCCCCGUGUUCGCUACUGCUCCCUUCCUCCCGAGAAUUCCCUUAUUUUCUUUUAAUUCCUCCAUAAGAAUUUCUUCUCGUCCCAAAUUGCUGCCCCCUCUCCUUAAUUCCGUCCCAAGCGAAUUAAUUCCGCCCGUGCCAAUCUCUUUUUUCCCAUGUCCAAUUCAAAGUCCCAUUCUUUUUUCCCAAAGACGCUGUCAUUAUCCCCCACUACAGGGCCAAAAUAAUGCUCCAAGGAAUGCCUUCUUGCUCCAUUUUGUGUCCCCGUCCAAGUCUCCUGGCGAUCCAAAUAAUUCCCCAGUGCUCGCCAUUUCCAGCGUAAUUCCAGCCCAAAGCUAAUUGUUGGGCCUCAAGUCCAACUCGUACUCGCCAUUUGCAACUCGUACUCGUACUCCGCAGAGGUGAAGAUCGGCGGAGGAGUUAGUGGACGGCAAAGGUGAAGAUGACCGCCAGAUUGGGAGGGGAAGGGAGACAAACAAAGAUGCUCAUAGUUGAACUGUUGAAGGGAGACAAAAUUAGAUUAGGAUUUUUAGAUCUGCUUGUACAAUAAAUUAAAUUACAAUUUUAGUUUAAGUAAGGGUAAAUCGAUCAUUUCCCAUUUCAGUUAACGACCACUUUACAUAAUUUUUAACGCAAGAGUAUUUUCGUUAUGUGGUGAUAUUAGAAAGGCACGUUUAUGUGCAAAUAUAAUACAGGAACACGUUUGUUAAUUUAUGAUAGUAUAGGAGUACAAAAUGCUAUUAACCAAAUGAAAAUGACAAACCAGUAAAGAAAAGAAAAAUGGAACAAAAACAAAAGGAAAUCUACACAUAAUAUAAUACGCCGAAGGUAAAAACGGGAGCCCCAUUUCAAAUUUCCUGCAACGAGAGUGAAAGUAGGAAGGACAUUUUAGUCUUCACAAUUACUUUUUUUUAUUCAUUAAAAAGACACGUACUGGGAUUCGAACCAUGACCAUUUUAAAGAAAAGCUAAGAUCACAACCAAUCACACUAAGUACAUUUGUUGUAUCUUUCUAAAUUAAAAACAUAUAAUAGCAGGGAGGAAAAAACCUUUUCCCCAUUUCAAAUUCUCUGCUCGAGGAGCGUUUGUAGGAAAGGUAGAAUAGGGAGUGUCAAUUUUUUUCUCUUUCCUCUGUGGAACGGGCCAACUUACAGUACACAUGCGAAUUUAAACGGGCCCAGGAGUGUCAAUUUUUUUCUUUAAGCCCUUUUAUUUCUCUGUUGUGAUAAAAUAUAUAUGAAAAGGAGUUGAAUGUAUGGUAUCUAAUGAGCUAAUCGCUAACCAUAAAAUAAAAGAGUUGAAUGGGCCUGACCUACAUGGGAUUUGGCCAUCAAGUGAAACAAAUGAACAUCAUUGGUUUGUCAUUCUAAAACAAGCUAUUUUCUCUGGCAUAAUAUAUAUUAUGCUAUUAUUCUAUAUCUUAUUGGCUAAAAUAUAAUGUAUUUUAGAGUUAUUCCAUGGUUCAACCUCGACCAACCCAAUUAGUCUAAUUUUUAUCAUUUCAAAUAUAUAUUUUAUAAUUAUUUGAUAUCAUAAUGAUCAAAUUAUAAUGUAUUUUAUAGGGAGUCGUUUGGUAUUUGUUAGUAAAAAACUAAACAUAAAAGAUCUAUUUAGUUAUUUUAAACAUUAAAACGAUCCUAAAUAUUUUCAGUUCCUUUUGAAUUUCUAUGGUUUUAUUCCCGAAUAAGUGAUGUGCAAAUGGCGAAUUGUAGUCGUCUCUUUUCUUUCACUAUUUUUUAUUUUCAAAUAGAAAGUUUAAAAGUAAAGAAUAAUUAGAAUUUGGCAUGGGUCGGUCAAACAGGCUGAAUUUCAAGUUUUGGCCCGUUUGUUUUAUGCAUUGCAAAUUUAUUAGCAUGUUGAUGGAAAUGGCUUGGAAAAAAGACAUAUAAGUUGUACCUUUGCAGAAAUGUCCUCAAAUGUUUGAAUGCAUUGUGAAUCAGUUUUCGUGACUUUUGUGAUGGUGUAUGUGCUUGACGAUUGCUCGAUGUUGUAACUGCUUAAUUUGAGAGUAAAUCUUUUGAUUUUCCCUAUGAGUUGUGAUACCAGUUCUGGUGGUUGCAGCAUGUUGUCGUUGUUGGCCUGUAAAAGUUGUUCAGUCGUGAUGCUAAAUACCUUUCUUUCUUUUUUAACAAAUUGUGUAGUAGUGCUAUGAAACAGACCACCCAUGAACGCGACGCUUAUUAUGGUCUGUUCUUACUUCCGGUGGUGAGAAAUUGUGAAUUGAGAAUCAUAUUCGCCUACCGCACUGUGUCUGGCUGGUGGCUGCUUACUGUGCUCUCUAGAGUUAUGAAACAGACUACCCAUGAACGUUACCCUUAAGGGUCCAUAACUUUGCGAAAAACCAAAUUUAGGCAAUCAAAGGUGGUGGAUGUGUGAUGAUUUUUUAUGGCUUAAUUGUUUGUGAAUUGGAUAUCUGAUCUUUGUAUGAUUAGAGGGGAUGUUUGCUUAAUAGAAUAAUAUAUUUUAAUUCAUGUUUAUUUUUAACAUGAACUUUAGUAACUCAAAACCUUCGAGACACAUAUCACCUACUGCAUUGUAUCAUUUUCCCUGGGUGCUUGCUGUGUUGUCAAACUUCUUUGCUGUUGCUGCUGCUUUUAUACUAACAGGGGAGUUAAGAACCCAUGAAUGUUUCCGUUUGACACAAACAGGAGGAAUUGCUUCUAAAUCGUGCACUAAAGAUGAUUGGAGGAAACAUUUCUGUUGCAGUUGAUAUACUGUAGACCAGAACAAAAGCAAUUUAUCACAUCAAAACCAACCAUAUGAACUAUUAGCAUUGUUGCUUUACUCUUUUUUCGUGGUUGAGUCUCCUUCAAAAAUUUUAGUUUGAUUUUAGAAAAUUUUGCUUCUGCAGUCCUGUCUUGCCACCAACGCGUUCAGUAGAUGGAGAUGGCAGAGGCGAAGGCUAUUUUUGUGUGUUGUUGCUGGUUUAGGGAUCGGUUUGUGAAGAAGAGGGAGAAGAGAGGGGGAAAGGGAAAUGCAGGAGAGGGGGGUAACUCUUUUCUCCGACAAAAAUGGAGUGAAGAAAGGAAUUAUGAUCAGUAAGAAUAUGGUUAUCUUACAUAACAGUCUCUAUUCUGUGUGAAAUGAGCUUGGGAGGCAGUGUUAAAGAUGAGCUGCAACCAAUUCAUAGUGAGAAGAGAGCUAUGAACUGUGAUCAUGUCUUAUUUCAAGUUAGAAGGUAGUUUCAGUAUAAGGAUUAUUUAAUUUGACAAGUUGUUUCGUCCAUGAUUCUUGGUAGUUUCAGUGCCAUUCUAGCCAUUGUUUAGUCUGUAAUUUUUUAGAAUUGAUGUGCGAGUAAUGACUUUCACUUAGCUUCAACUAUUAUGUGUGUAUUUAUUGGCAUGUGAUAGAAAUCUCUUUUCCUUUUCUUUGAAUUCAGUUUCAUACUCUAAUUGUAUCAUUUGUACAUAGGCAAAUCAUGCUCGAGAUGACAACUCGCUAAUAUGGCUGGUGCAAGGAACGAAAGCCAUCAUUAGAAUUCAGACCGACAACGGGGAGGAAUGCCCAGGACUAAUUUAAUGAUGAUUGAUGAUGGUAUAAUAAAAACUGCAGUCUGCAUCAGCACCAAUUUCUAGGCCUAAGUAAAGUUAUUAAACCCAGAACUCUGCUUAGCGCUAAAAAUUUCCCUCGCCCAACCUUGAUCCUGUUUGACCCACUUCUGAAGAGUCAAGAUAUAUGACUAAUCCUCUCCGUUCAUAUUUUCUUAUUGACUCUUUCUGACCCUUUAGGUUAGGACGGGUCGGGAAGAAUCAGAUUAGUGGGUUGGUCCUAAUAAAGUGGAAUCCCAAUCCCUUCAUUCUCACUUGCUUUCUCUCCCAUUCCACAAGUGGGUAACAUACAGUAGUCUUGCAUGCGGAAGACUUGCAGCUGGCAAACCCAGCUUUAGGUACCAAAAUUUAUCCUUUUACUUCGUUCUUCCAUUCCCAUUUUGGUUUUAAGCUUUACCAAAUAAUUGGAGCUUUGUUGGGGUUUUUCGAACCUAUUACAGAAACCAAAGAUAACUCAUGUAUGCUACAUUGUUCGUUAUCUUGACCGAUGCUCUUUACUGGUGAAUGAGUCUUCUUUCUUUGUCGGUGCAUCAUACUUUAAUAUUUUAUAACUGUUUUGUGAAGUAGAAAUUGUAGUGGUAUAACUACGACAAGAUGGUAAGUGGUAACUGAGAAAAAAAUACCAGCUAUGAUUUGAUCGGGCCGUGGAACGAUGUGGAAGAUUACUGUGAUUUGGUUGUUCUCAAGUUAUUCUUGCCAAUGGGUUACUGAAAGUAGUUGGUCAAAGGUCGUGGCUUUAUUUAUUUAUGGAGUUUCUGAAGGUUUUGUGAGGCAAAUAUACCUUCCUUUCUUAAUGUAGAUAUAUAGUAGGCAAUUAUGCGUUCCUUUCUUAAUUAAUGUACAUAUAUAGUAGGCAAUUAUACGUAGUUGUUGGAUGACCCAUAUAUUGCUAGAACUUUCGGAUGGUUGAGUUGCAAACUCUUUUGGGCCAUCCGGACGAGGGAUUAUGAUAAUUAGGAAUUUAUAUGUAGGAUGUGUGGCAAAUAGUUUGAGCCCCCUCCAAUUUACUAAUGACUGUUCCAAAUCCAAAAUUGCACAAUAGCUCAAUUGUUGGGCGUGAAUUAAACAAUUUUGUAUCAGGAUUACAGCUUUGGAAAUGUUAAUAUAGUCAACUGAUUCUCCUGAGUUUUGUGUUAGAGCUUAUGAACUUACAGGUGAUGCGGAUUCAAUGGUCUUCCGCAGUAUGUUGGUAGGAUAUAUGCAGUAUGUUGCACUGUGGAAGUACUUUUGUUUUAUAUAUGUUGGUAGGAUAUAUUAUGCUUCCUUUGUUUUAAAAAUUGAUGUGCUCUUUUCUGUAUACACCGGUAGACUUGCCAUUUUCCCAACCCAUAUGUUCAUGUCCAAAUUAUCUAUUUGCGACAUGUAGGCUGUAAAGCAAGAACCGGGAUGUGUUGACAACUAAGUUUUUGAUGCAUUAUUUGUUUUAUAAAGGGUCAAACUGCAGCUUCGGAAAUGUUAAUAGAGGUUAACUGAUUCUCCUGGGUUUUGUUAGAGCUUAUGAACUUACAGUUGCGGUGCGGAUUCAAUGGUCUUCUGGAUCUCGAUUUAAGAUGCCCCUCUAGAAAAAGGAUUCGUCUAGCAUUUGUCAGUUGUCAUCCUAUUAAAUAUUAAUAUUUGUUUUUUUUUAAUCUUGGGAAGCACAUAGUAUCAGGAUUGUAGUUGAUGUCGGGCAAGUAAAUUCAUGAAGAAAUAUGAAUUGAUGGACCGGGUUGUGUAAAGUGUCAAUAUUAUUUGCCAAAAAAAAUAUGGUACUUCCUUACUUCAUAUAAUUUAUAUGUAUUUUCAUCAACAUUAUAGUGCUUUUAAAUGUAUGAAAUACUUCUAAAUCUUUCGUGAUGUAACUGUGGGUAUCGAUACUAAUAUUUUUUAAAUGCAAAAUGACUGACCAUUACUUAAUUAUUACCAAAAUCUAUUCAUAAUGAUUACUUCACAACAGACCAACGGGCCGAGCAAAGACGCAUUCAAGACGCAAGCUGAUGUGUAGAUAUUCGCAACAGUUCUGCGACCAAUUCUUUUGGGCUAUCUCCGGCCAAGGGGCCGGGUAAUAAACUAGUACAAUUAAAAAAAAUGGAAAUACAAUGAGAUGUGGAGGGGCCUACUAUUCUUCAUCUCCCUCCCAGAUUGAUAAAACCCAAGUCAUCUUCAUAAUUUUUACCUUUCCCUUCCCAACUACUUCUCUUCCAGCAUCCCGCUGCCGGGGCACCCUCCUGUAAUUUUGCUCCCGACGAAAGACCGGCGGCCGGGAGGUGGAAAGAUAAAACCUCAGAGAACCAAUCAUGGCUUCCCUCUUCAUCUCCAACCCUAACCUCUCCUCUCCCUUCGUCCCUCAAACCCUUAAACGCUUACAGAAGAAGGACGCGGCGGCGGCUGCGUCUUACAAUCCGCUUCCCAAGUGCUCUAGAGGUCAUACCGUCGUCAAGUGUUCCGUGGAUGCCCCUUACGAAGGCAGUGCACCGAAGUUCCCUCGGAUGACUGUUUGGGAUCCUUAUAAGCGUCUGGGAGUCAGCCCUUACGCUAACGAGGAGGAAAUUUGGGGUGCUCGUAACUUCCUCCUGGAACAGUAUUCAGGACACGAGGGGAGUGAAGAAUCUAUAGAAGCUGCUUUUGAGAGACUUCUGAUGACCAGCUUCAAGCAACGUAAGAAGACGAAGAUUAAUCUGAAAACCAGGCUAAAGAAGCAGGUCGACGAGUCUCCAGCUUGGGUGAAGAACUUGCUCAGUUUUGUGGAACUCCCUCCAAUGGAUAUCAUCUUCAGGAGAUUGUUCCUUUUUGCAUUUAUGGGUGGAUGGAGUAUCAUGAACUCUGCCGAAGGCGGACCUGCUUUUCAGGUGGCUGUCUCUUUGGCAGCAUGCAUAUAUUUCCUCAAUGAGAAGACAAAGAGCCUGGGCAGAGCUUUUGCCAUCGGUCUAGGAGCUCUUGCAACUGGGUGGGUAUGCGGCUCCAUUCUGGUUCCCAUCAUUCCAACAGUUCUAAUACACCCUACGUGGACGCUGGAACUCAUGACGUCGUUGGUAGCCUACUGUUUCUUGUUCCUCGGUUGUACUUUCCUCAAAUGAAGUAAAGACUCCAGUUAGUGAUACCAGAACUUUCAGUCUGUAUGAUCACAACUCUAUUGAACUUAGAUUACAGCAUUUCUUCUUUGAUAAUGAUCCAUGCGAAUCGAUGUCUCUGUACUGCAUCAAUUUUGUUUCGAGUGCCACUGAAAGUGAAAUCAAUCACAUUCCCAGCU
Messenger RNA from Linum trigynum, 6906 nucleotides. The record is from the annotation of a GenBank genome assembly. Lineage: Eukaryota; Viridiplantae; Streptophyta; Magnoliopsida; Malpighiales; Linaceae.